Molecule: messenger RNA, 1398 nt
Organism: Contarinia nasturtii (swede midge)
Lineage: Eukaryota; Metazoa; Arthropoda; Insecta; Diptera; Cecidomyiidae
Product: 23 kDa integral membrane protein-like
Exons: 6
Coding region: 244-921 (225 amino acids)
Cellular component (GO): membrane
Source: RefSeq, a predicted model, not a curated record
CAUUUACCAUCAGUAUUUGUUACACAUUCCCACUGUAUAGUGCUGUUUGUAACGGAUUGCUUCUCACGCUUUAUUGUUUUCGGAAAAUUGAAAUAAAAACGCAAAAGCACGUUCAUAGGAUAUAUCAAGCGAACCAGAUCUUUCAAAAUUGUGUGUCAACGAAUUAAAUCAUCUUUUGAUUAAAAACACCUGAAAAAAUAAUUUAAAAAAAAACAUAAACGAACCAAUUGAACAGAGAAUAAAAUGGGUUGUGGCAUAGCAAUAGUUAAAUUUAUUCUAUUUGUUUUCAACUUGAUCUGUGCGUUAUGCGGCAUCGCUCUGAUAGCUGCUGGCGUUGGAACGCUGUUGAAAUAUGAAGACGUUUUGGAUGCAUUCAAAGAUAUGAAUGUCAAUACGGUGCCAGUCGUAUUCAUUAUUAUUGGUGCGGCUAUAUUUUUGGUAGCCUUCUUUGGAUGCUGUGGCGCCAUAUUCGAGUCUGAAUGCAUGAUUUUGACGUAUGCGGUGCUCCUGUUCCUUUUGCUAGUCGCUCAAAUUGUUGUCGGCGUUUUGGUGUUCACAAACAAACGUGAAGUACAACGUUUAUCCGAAAGAAUAUUGAACAAUUUAUGGCGUGAUCGAUUAAAUCAUCGUGCAUUCUGGGACACAAUUCAACAAGGACUUAAAUGUUGCGGUCUUCACAAUCCAUCUGAAUGGAUUCCAAAUACACCAUCAUCAUGUUGUGAACCCAAUCUUAUUGAGUGUUUGGCUUUGGCAAAUGCAUAUCCACAAGGAUGUGCCGAAUCACUUCACGAUUUGAUUAACGAUGGAUCGACAUUGUUCGGAAGUACAGCAAUCGGUGUUGCCGUAGUUGAGCUGGUCGGCUUUAUCUUUGCCUGCUGUCUAAGCAAUCACAUUCGCAACUACAAAAGAAGAUAUAUGUAAGUCAAUUAUGUAAAAAUAAUUGAAAAAAACACAACGCAAACGAAUUAAUAAAAAAUAUAACACAAACACAUACACACACAAGCUGAAAUUACAUACAAACGAAAAAAAUCAUAGAUUUUACUUUUGUAAAAUUCUUUGCGCAAACAAUUCAAUGAAACAAAACAAAAAUCCAACAACAACAAGUAUGUAAUAAUAUUCAAAUAUAUCUGUACUGUGUAGUUUAAAGCACAAAACUUAAAGCAACAAAUGUUCGCAAAUGAAUUCAGGAAUAAACAAUAAAAAAAAGAGCGGAUUUGUAAUGUAAUGUGAUGUUAUGCGCAUAAUAUCCAAUGUGUUCUCAUCUAUGACAACAACAAGAAACAACCACAAAAAAAUUAAGAUUGUAAAUUUCUUUUAACCAUACCAAAUUUCAUCAAUAGAAAUUAUUUGGAUCUAGUAAGUGUAGAAAUAUGAACAAUAAAAAUCAAACAAAAAAUA